This is a messenger RNA of Adelges cooleyi (spruce gall adelgid), 921 nucleotides long. RefSeq lists its product as uncharacterized. The transcript has 3 exons. Gene Ontology annotation, cellular component: extracellular region. Bases 1 to 921 code for a protein of 306 amino acids. Lineage: Eukaryota; Metazoa; Arthropoda; Insecta; Hemiptera; Adelgidae. The record is from RefSeq and is a predicted model, not a curated record.
AUGACCAACAUAGACAGGUGUUACAACUAUGUGAGACCUUUUCCGUUCACGAACGACCUAGAACCGACCAAAGAAGGAGCGUCGAGUGACAGUGGGACUCUGCAUAACGUGGUCGAUCUGGUGAUGGGGCAAGACGGCAUUUUGUGGGUGCUCGACGUUGGCAUUUCGGAAACGCUGUCUGAUCGUCCUACACGAGAGAACGAAGCAAAAGUCGUUGGAUUCGACGUCGCCACCGGCAAGGCGAAGCACUUGAUUCCGUUGCACAAUCUGACUUGCCGUUUGAAAAGCCGACUGCAGUUCAUGGUGGUCGAGUACCGGAAAGACACCGUGGCCGUGUACGUCGGCGACGGAGGCACGCGAUCCAUAAUCGUAUGGUACGUGCGCAACGGCGAAGGGUUCCGCGUCAAGAUGCCAUACUCGACGGUGCUUGGGUGCAGGGAAUCGCGGGAAAUGGACGUGUUUUACAUUGCACUGAUCGAACAGUGCACCGGCAAUUACAUUUACUUCACGUAUCUGUCCAGUCCGGACGUGUUUCGCGUGCGGACCAAAGACUUGCGGAAACGGAUCAACCCCAAGUGCUUGGUGAACAUAGGGAGAAAACCGUGCAGAAUGGUGUUUGUGGGCGUAGGCUACGAGACGGUGCUGUAUUUCCGGAUCAAAGGCCAGAACCACCUGUACGGCUGGGACGCUAAGACGAGUUUUCUUGAGGAGAAUUUCAUGUUGGUGCGCAAGAGCAAAGACUGCCGGACCAUCACGCACGUGGACGUGGACAACGCCGGCAUCCUUUGGGCGUUGGAGAGCAACAUCCAAGACUUCCUGAUGGGAAACGUGGGCUGCUUCGGGCCGAACAUGAUGCUGUCUCCGGUUCUCGACAAACCCACGCCGGUCAACGAAUGCGAUUCUGCCAACGACGGUCCUUAA